UUCGGACAGCAGCUCUGCAAUUGGUCGGAGCAUUUACACGUGAUAUCGGUACACUUGUUUUAUGCAUCGGCUUGCCUGUUUUUAAAGUGUAGCCAUGUAUGAUAGCCUGUUUUCUAAUCGUUUCGUAUAGCGAAAGAAAUAGCCUUUUGAGUUGUUUCAACUCGCUUCUGACGAGUACCAUUGCUUGCAUUGGGUUUUUGAUUUUUCUUUUGUCUGGUGGUGUUUGACAUGCACCAGCUAGUAAUCCACUAUUACGUUAGACCAGGAAGAAACACGCAACGUUGACUGUCAAAACAGUGUCUGGCUUCAGGUUGGAAUUAGUCCGGAAGAAUUUAAAUGCUGUGUGGAGACAAUUAAUACAAUGGCGUCAGAUAGACACAACUGUUCGUGUUGCUCCCAUCCAGUCUCCUCUCCCAGUGUUUACCAGACGUUGACUGAAAUGGAUUUUGAACGAGGUAUCUGGUCCGCUGCAAUGAAUGGGGACUUGGAUAGGGUCCAGUUCUUGGUCCAAAAGGGCACUGACCCUAACCUACGCGACUCCACCGGAUACACAGCUCUGCACUAUGCAAGUCGCAGCGGUCGUCACUCCGUAUGCAGGUUUCUUCUUGAGACUGGUGCUUGUGCGUCCCCCCAGACCUCAGGCGGUGCCACACCACUCCAUCGAUCGGCUUACUGCGGCCAUCUCGAUGUGGUCAGACUCCUGCUGCACCACAGGGCGGAUCCAAAGAUCUGUGAUGACGAUGGUGCAUCCCCUUUACAUAAGGCUGCAGAGCAGGGUCACGAAGAGGUAUGUGAGCUGCUUCUGGAGCACUGUCCAGCGCUCUGCAGCCAGGUGAACAAGAGGCUCCAGCUUCCCUUCCAGCUGGCACCACAGCAAGAUCUGCAGGAGCUGUUAAAACCUGACAGACACACUGCUUCUGGGCCAUGAAAUGAAUAUCAGCUGGAAAUCUACACGCUGAGAUUGAGUCAUCUUUACCUGGAAUCAUCACAUUUGGAAACCUCUUUUUCCACUCUCAUCUGGUGGUUAUCUAUGUAUUAUGAAGAGCAGGUUACAGCUGCGGUACUUCGUUGGGGCUUGAAGGGUUGGUGGUGAUUAGGAAAGAUGAAUCAAGUCAAGACUGCCAACUCCCCAUCUGAUGCUGUGCACUGACCUUUAAAGUGUGUUAUGUCACUUUGGAAUUAGCCUUGGUUACAUAUUUGGAUGCUCAGUACAAGAGCUGAGCAGGAGUACAAGGUCAAGGGUCAACGACAUAGAAGGACAACAGUCCAGUUCAAAAGCCAGAAAGUACUUUUUAAUAGUGAUUGAAUUUAUCUUUCAAACUACUGCCAUUAAAUCCACAACGUGUGGCAUUUAAUAUGUAUUUAAGCCGGGUCCUGAAAAUACACGCGUCUGCCCCCGCUGCAGCAUAAAUAAUUUAUGUUAUUGUGGCAUUUUUAUCAAAGGAUUUUGUAAUAAAACUGGAAGACAUUU
Gasterosteus aculeatus aculeatus (three-spined stickleback) is the source of this 1471-nucleotide messenger RNA. It is a transcript of the gene ankrd39, whose product is annotated as ankyrin repeat domain 39. NCBI's taxonomy places the organism in Eukaryota, Metazoa, Chordata, Actinopteri, Perciformes, Gasterosteidae. Gene Ontology annotation, cellular component: BRCA1-A complex; BRCA1-BARD1 complex. Gene Ontology annotation, biological process: protein K6-linked ubiquitination. Gene Ontology annotation, molecular function: ubiquitin-protein transferase activity; protein binding. The record is from RefSeq and is a predicted model, not a curated record.